AUGUCUGUCAGUCGACAGGAUGGUAUACCUCUGGGAAGACUACCCCUUUUUAGAGAUAUCAAAGAAGCUUUGGUUUUAGAGAAACAGCAACAGAGUAAGAACGGUAGGCCGGCCAAUGAACCACGAAUGAUCAAGAAAAAUAGAGGAAAUGAGGAAGAAUUAAGAUCUGGUCGUCAAUAUAUCCCACCUCUUUCAGCCUACAAUGCUAUCGAGGAGGUUCCUUAUUUUCCCUUUGGGGUGGAUGAGCGCGAACGAAGGUUCGAUGAGCUAACAAUGAGAAUGGAUCAAACUCAAAGGAGAUUAAAAAGUAUAAGAACGUUGGGGUGGAAUAGUUUCCGACCGAUUGGUGUAAACGAAACCAUGCAACAACUGAAAGAGAAGUCGAUGAAGCAGGAGAUGAAAAAUGAACGCGCCGACGAUAUACCUCUUCCCUCUACUUUGCAAGAAAAUGGUGAUGAAUCGAUGGGCAGCUUUCAAGAAUACGACUACCCGGCAGAUCCUCAUAAUAGCACCACCAAUGGCCUCGUCGAGGAGGCCGAUGAGGCGAGAGAAGACGAAGAUGUCUCUUACGACUAUGAUGCGGAGUUUGCUCGAGUUGAAGAUGAGGAAGAAGAAGAGGAAGAGGAACUCAGAAAUGCUACACAGUCUCUCGGUCCUUCUCAUGCGCCGCCAAAUAGAGGAGCAGUAAGGGAUCUUACCAUUCAGCAAUUUGUCGAGACUUCUCAUGUUGAGAGACAGCCAUACGAACUGGAAGACGAAUAUGAAACCCCGCAACUUGACACAGAUGCUGAUCAGGGCGACAGCCGGGAUUUUACGGAAGUUCCAUGGGUUGAGAUUUCAGAUACAGUUCACAGCGGUGAUUCGCAGCGAAUAAGCAGUUUGAACAGCCUAAUUGAUCGAGUUCAUAUACCGACAGGCAGGGCACAUGGAACCAGGCGCUUGUCUGAUAAUAACAGCGAGGUAGAAUAA
Molecule: messenger RNA, 969 nt
Organism: Torulaspora delbrueckii
Lineage: Eukaryota; Fungi; Ascomycota; Saccharomycetes; Saccharomycetales; Saccharomycetaceae
Gene: MND2
Product: Mnd2p
Exons: 1
Coding region: 1-969 (322 amino acids)
Biological process (GO): anaphase-promoting complex-dependent catabolic process; regulation of mitotic metaphase/anaphase transition
Cellular component (GO): anaphase-promoting complex
Source: RefSeq, a predicted model, not a curated record